AGAAACGACAGUGUGGAUUUAAUCAGAAUAUAAUUUACAAUUAACGAUCGUACUGAAACAAACUACAUGCAAAUAAGACUUCCAACCAAAUUCGGUUUGUUUGUUAGUGCGGCGCGUCUGCGUGCAGACGAAUAUAAUCUUAAAAAGUCAGCGAACUUUUAAGAAGCUGGCUAGCGUGCUAACGCUGCUAGCUAACAGCUCCCAGCUAACAGCUCCCAUUGUGUCCGCCACAACCAGAUCACAGAUGUAAAGGAAUCUCAUAAAAUCAAGACUGAAUAAAAGUCAGGGAGAAAAGUUGGAACCGGCCAGCAACAGUGUCAACACGACUGCCUUGAAUCACUCGUUCAUAUCCAUGAUUCUUUAUUUUUGAAAUACAAGUUCACUGAUUGUUUUUUAUAGUCUUACAUUUACUCUUACAUAACUCAUUUGAUGUAAAUUUGGCAGCUAUUGAUUCACUAAUAUAGAGCUUUGAGUAGCAGCACACCUCAGCAACCAGAAACACCACAAUCAACAACACAAUCGACCUACAGUUCCAGUACUGCUCCUCUACAGCCUGAAAUUCAGGGACAAGAACUUUCUGAGCCGUGAGGACAAGGAGAACAUGACUGCUGAGACACUUAACUUCGGUCCAGAAUGGCUCCGUGCACUAUCCAGAGGAGGGAGCGUCACAACCCCUCCUCCUUCCCCCGCAAUGCCAAAGUCCAAGCUGGCCGAGUACCGCUACGGCCGCGAGGAGAUGCUAGCACUUUACGUCAAAGAUGAGCAGGUCCCAGAUGACAUGCAGGACCAGGAGUUUGCUGUCAUCCUGCUGGAGGAGCCUGAGCAGCCCUUGGCCCUGGUACCUUUCACUGAGGAGGAGCAGAGGAACUAUUCCAUGUCUGUGAAUAGCGUGGCCGUGCUGAGGCUGAUGGGUAAAGGGGCCAGUGCCCCUCCGGUGGGCGUGUCCCGAGGCAGAGGGAGCGCUAAAGGAGGGCGAGGCAGAGGAAGAGGAGAGGGCGGGUUCUACCAAAGAGGUGUGGAUGAUGAGGUGGGAUUUGGACGCGGCCGAGAGAUGCACCGCAGCCAAAGCUGGGAUGACAGAGGUGAGCGGCGUUUUGAGAAGCCACCCCGGAGAGAAGGAGGACGUGGUGGGUUUGAGGAUGGAGGGAUGGGAAGAAAGGAUUAUAAUCGCUCAGACAGCGACAACUGGCGCACACUCCGUGAGGAGGAGGAGGAGGAAGAGGGAGGAGAACCAGGUGGCAGCUGGAGGGUGGCCGGGGCUCGGCGCGAUGAUGGUGGUCCACGCUCGGCCGGCUGGAGAGACCACGCAGAUGGACGCCGCCGGAAAUUCGAAUUUGAUUUCCGGGAAGGUGACAUGCCUCGGCGACGGGCAGGAAGUGAGGGAGAAGACGAGAGAGACGGACUGCCAGAGUGGUGCACGGAUGAGGAGGAAGGCGAGAUGGGCACUUUUGAUUCAUCAGGGGCAUUUAUGUGUGUAAAGAAGACAUCAAGAGAUGCGAUCCCUGAGGACCAGGAGCUGGAGUUUGAAGCUCUAGAGGAAGAAGAGGAGAUUUACUUGGAGAUGAAGGAUAGCUCAGCUGAGAAAGUGGAGGAGACUGAGGGUUCAGAAUUAUCUGAAGGAGCAGAGAUCAAAGCCUGCUCUCCUUCGAUGGUCUCAAUGUCUGCACCUAACUAUCCUUCAGAGCAGGACACGCAUCUGCCCCAUGACGCUCUCUACAUGAAGCCGAUCAUCUCGUCCAGUGAAGCAGGGGGCAGCACUCGGCAGAAUCAGAGCUCUCCUCCUGCGUCCUUCUCUCCUCCGGCCUCUGUCUCUGACCUUCCAGUUCCCGGAGGUGACGCAGAGGAGGAGGAUGGCAUGAAGCACAUGCAGCAGGAGGCAGAGAAGCUUGUAGCCUCUCUACAGGACACGUCUCUGGAGGAAGAACGUUUCACACAAACUCUACAUGAUGGUCGCAGUGCUGCCACUCAUUCACACGCUCUUCCUAACACUCACACACACUCCCACCCAAACACACACACCCCGUCUCACUCUGCCAGCGCUCUCCCACUGACUCAUGAGUCCGCCAUGAAGUGGUUUUACAAAGAUCCUCAAGGAGAGAUCCAAGGCCCGUUUACUCCAGUGGAGAUGUGCGAGUGGUUCCAGGCUGGUUACUUCAAUAUGACUCUUCUGGUAAAGAGAGGCUGCGAUGAAGGAUUUCAGCCCCUAGGAGAAGUUAUUAAGAUGUGGGGGCGUGUGCCUUUUUCUCCAGGACCCUCCCCACCUCCUCUAUUGGGCAACAUGGAUCAGGAGCUGUUAAAAAAGCAGCUAGAGCAGGCUCUCUACCAACAGCUCCACAUGAGGUACCAACACCUGAACAGGAGUGGCGAGGUGGGAAUGCCUGCCUUGAACAGGUCUGUGUCAGAAUCGUGGGAUAUGCAUACCUCAACCUCACAGCCUCCAGGUGCCGAGGUCGGUCUGUGGGACUUAACUAUGACUAAUUCACCUCAGGGUCCAACGCUCGAGCAGCUGCAGAAACUCCAGCAGGAGGAACUCAGGGUGAAGCGAGAGGAAGAGGAAAGAAAGAGGCGUGAAGAAAAGAGAAGGCAACAAGAGGAGCAGAAGAGGAGGGAGGAGGAGGAACUAUACAGGCGCAAACGGGAACAGGCCCGUCAGCAGGAGCUUUUAAUGAAGCUAAGCCAGCAGCAGCAACAGGCGGUUCAGGGAGGCGCAGGUUGGAGCUCAGCCCAGGCUGGGUUACACUCUCUGGGUAAAUCUCAGGGAAAGAACCUGAGUCUGCUGGAGCUGGAAGCUGAGAGACUACACAAACAGCAGCAGCAGAGAGUUCUGCAACAACAGAGGAUGGCAGUAGGACAGUGGAGUGAUGGCUCUGUGGGAAUGUGGACGGGAAUAGAGGGUAAGAUCGGCAGUGCCAGCACUGGCAGCAUGGGAAUUUGGGAUGAGGUGGUUAAAAACCAAGCCAACCAUCGCAACAUGGGGAUGAAGACCAGCCACAGUAACCCCUCACUCAGUGAAUACAUGGCGAAUCGUCGGAAGCGGACGGAGGAGGAGGAGCGUCUGCUGAAGCUGUUACAGGGAAUGAAACCUCAACAGGACGGGUUUACCACGUGGUGUGAGCAAAUGCUGCACGCUCUCAACUCUUCUGUCAACAACUCUUCCUCAUCACUGGAUGUGGCAACCAUCGUGGUGUAUCUGAAGGAGGUGGAGUCGCCUUACGAGGUUCACGACUUCAUCCGCCUUUACUUGGGGGACACAGUCGAAGCCAAAGAGUUUGCCAAGCAGUUCCUGGAGCGCCGUGCCAAGCAAAAAGCCAACCAGCAGAGACAGCAGCAGCAGCUGUGUAAGGAGAUGGCAGGGCUGAAUAUGAACUUCCCCUUGCAGGUAAGUGCUCCCUGUUUUCGUCAUUUGACCUGUAAACAGCUUAAAAGUAUUAAGAUUUGUUUUAAAAGAAGGGAUUUGUUUUGUUGUUUUCAGUCUAUGUUUCAGACGGGCCACAUGAAUAAAGGUGGCAGCAUGUAUGACAACCAGGGAGGAAAGAUGAAGAAGAAACCCAGCAUGAUGCUCCACACUGAUCCUAGCAUCCUCGGUUACUCAUUUCUGGGUUCAAGCGAGCGGAUGAUGCUGGGAGAGAUGGAGACAGUGGAGGAUUACUGAUCCAGCAGAACAGUACUUGAGUCUACCAGAGGCCUUAAACCUGGAGCAAGCAAGCAGAUGAAUGUUCACUGCUUUUCCUCUCUCACAAUCUUCCUCCAUGUCUCUCGGCCAGUAGAGAGUGGAUGGAGGGACGUGUGCAGAGGGAGCUCUCACACCUCUUUUAUUAAGCACCUUAAAUAAGCUAUUGCACUUUA
Messenger RNA from Trichomycterus rosablanca, 3846 nucleotides. RefSeq names its product GRB10 interacting GYF protein 1b (gene gigyf1b). The transcript has 24 exons. The record is from RefSeq and is a predicted model, not a curated record. Gene Ontology annotation, cellular component: cytosol. Gene Ontology annotation, molecular function: protein binding. Gene Ontology annotation, biological process: insulin-like growth factor receptor signaling pathway. Lineage: Eukaryota; Metazoa; Chordata; Actinopteri; Siluriformes; Trichomycteridae. Bases 602 to 3652 code for a protein of 1016 amino acids.